AUGGAACGAGCUGUUCUCAACAUAGAAAAUUUCGAUGAGUACUGUUUUCUAUGGAGCGUCGUAGCUGCGAUUCAUCUUCCUAACACUGGACAUCCUGAAAGAACAUCGGCGUAUCCUCAUUAUAGUGCUGUCCUAGAAUAUACAGAUUCAUUCAGGUUUAUGGCUUCUAGUCUUGACAAAUUAGCAUCUAAUCUGAAUGAUUGUGAUAAACAAAUUACUCAACAACAUUACAAUGAUCCGGAAAAAUUUAAAUUAGUAACUCGAAAGGGUGUAUUCCCAUACGAGUACAUAACUGAUAUUGACAAACUUAAUGACAAACAGCUGCCUGAUCAGGACUCAUUUUAUUCUAAAUUAUCGAACGAUGGUGUAUCUGAUAAUGAUUAUUCUCUUGCUCAAUUAGUGUGGAAUAAAUUUGAUAUUAAAACAUUAGGGGAAUAUUCAGAUUUAUAUUUAAAAACAGAUGUACUUCUUUUAGCUGACAUAUUUCAAAAUUUCAGACAUAAUUGUAUGGCUACUUAUAGCUUAGAUCCUUUACAUUACUAUACAGCGCCGGGACUUGCCUUCGAUGCGAUGUUAAAAUAUACAAAUGUUGAACUCGAGUUAUUUACCGAUCCUGAAAUGAUGCUAUUUAUUGAAAAAGGUAUCAGAGGUGGUGUAUCUCAGUGUACAAAUAGGUAUGCAGUGGCCAAUAAUCGUUACAUAGGAUCCAGCUUUGAUCCUAAUAAAGCUGAAUCCUAUUUAAUGUAUUAUGAUGUGAAUAAUUUGUAUGGUGCUGCUAUGAGUAUGCCGCUACCAAAAGGUUCAUUUGAAUGGGUUUACCCGCCUGACGAUCUAUCUUUUGACGUCGAUAACGUAGAUCAAUUUUUAAACGACAUCGAUAGCAUUGGCUAUGUAUUAGAAGUUGAUCUACAUUAUCCUCAGGAAUUUCAUGAUCUACAUAAAGAUUUACCACUAUGUCCUGAACAUUUUUCACCACCGGGUAGCAAAGUUUUAAAAUUCGAACAGUCACUCUGGCUCAAGUCAUAUAUCGAUAAAAAUACAGAUUGUAGAAAAGCUGCUAAAAAUGAGUUUGAAAAAGACUUUUAUAAACUUAUGAAUAAUGCUGUAUUUGGUAAGACUAUGGAAAAUGUUAGAAAAUACAAAGAGAUUCAUAUAGUGACAAGAUGGGCCGGUAGAUAUGGCGCUGCUGACUAUAUUUGUAAGCCUAAUUUCCAUAGUCUUACUGUUUUUGACGAGAAUAUGAUAAUUAUUGAAUUGAAGGCGGCAAAAGUACGCUUUGACAAACCAAUCUAUGUUGGUUUUUGUAUAUUAGAUUUAUCAAAAACUUACAUAUAUGACUUCCAUUAUAAUUAUGUGAAACAAAAUUUUGCAAACAAUGAAUCGAAAUUAAUGUACACUGACACUGAUAGUCUUAUUUACCAUUUUAUUGUACCAGACAUCUAUGAGAUCAUCAAACGUGAUAUUGCCAAGUUUGACACCUCUGAUUAUCCACCUGAUAAUGUUUACAAUAUACCACUAGUUAAUAAAAAAGUUUUAGGUCUGAUGAAAGAUGAGAAUAAUGGUAAAAUUAUGACUGAAUUCACUGGACUUAGAGCAAAGUUGUAUGCUUUUAAAAUUUAUAAUGAAGAUCAGGUAAAAAAGCGAGCUAAAGGUGUUAAACGUCCGACUUUGCGAACUAUCACUUUUGAAGAUUUCAAACGAUGUUUAGAAGAUCAUGUAAAUUUAAGUAAGAAACAAUAUGUAAUUAAAAGUAACAAACAUAGUGUUAGUACAAUAGUUCAAAAUAAGAUAGCUUUGAGUUGGGAAGAUGACAAACGUCAGCUUCUGUUAAACAGUACUGAUACCGUACCAUGGGGUUACAAAGUAUCAAGAGAUGAUAUUAUGACUAUACCGAGACCAAAUAAAAGACGAAAAAUGUAA
Molecule: messenger RNA, 1920 nt
Organism: Microplitis demolitor
Lineage: Eukaryota; Metazoa; Arthropoda; Insecta; Hymenoptera; Braconidae
Exons: 3
Coding region: 1-1920 (639 amino acids)
Source: RefSeq, a predicted model, not a curated record